GCCGUCGCCACUGACACUCCAGAUCAGGCCCAGUUCACGCCGCCGGGGUGGGCUGCUACCAACGGACAUGAGGGGGUGGUGGAGCGGCUUCCUAAAGCGGAAGGUAUCAACCGUGGAAGUCGGGAUGCAUGCGGAUGGACCCGUUCGCCUGGGUUGCGCACACUGGGCACGGGGGGGUGGUAGGGAUACUGCUGGAGGGGGAAGGCGUCGACUUCGCAGGGCACGACAUGCAUUGCCGGAUAUCGAUCAUGCUGGCCACCCUGAUAGGACAGGGGGGGGUAGUGUGGAUACUGAUUGAGCGGGAGGGCGUCGAUCUCAACGGGAGUGGCAUCUGCAGCGACACGGCAGCCCUGUUCGCUGCGAGAAUGGGGCACGAGGGUGUUGUGCAGCUGCUGCUUGAGUGCGAGAACGUCAGGCCUGAUAUUUCCGUCACCUUGUCGCGGACUCCACUAAUGCGGGCGGUACGCAAUGGACAUGUAAGGGGGGUGGGGAAACUGCUCGGCGAGAAAGAUGUCGGCCACGGGGAAUGCGACAGGCAGAGCCAAACGGCGCUCAUGUUCGCUGUGAACGAGGGGCAUUUGGAAGUGGUCCACUUGCUUCGCGGCAGUGGAGAUAUCGAUCCCGACACUUCCGACAACACGGGCAGGACACCGCUGCCGUCGGCCACCCAAAGCCAGCAUCCCGAGACAGCCAGGCCACUACAGGCCUAC
Messenger RNA from Tuber aestivum (summer truffle), 710 nucleotides. NCBI's taxonomy places the organism in Eukaryota, Fungi, Ascomycota, Pezizomycetes, Pezizales, Tuberaceae. The record is from the annotation of a GenBank genome assembly.